AACAAAAUGGCGGCUGCAGAAACCUUCGUCUUCACCCUGUGCAUCGCCUCUGUCUUCUCCACCAGACUUGGUUGCCCUGAAGUCUGUGUCUGCUCUAAUAAAUUUGGACGCUAUUCAGCUGAAUGUGCCAACAAACUCAUAGUGGAAAUCCCCGAUGGCUUCCCUCCCAACGUCACCACCCUGAGCCUCACCGCCAAUAAGAUCCGUCUCAUACCACCGGGGAGCUUUGAUAAUGUCACCAGAGUGACUUCCCUUUGGUUAGGUCACAAUGAAAUCCUGUCCAUCGAACAAGGGGCCCUCGCACCUCUGAUUCAUCUGCGUAACCUAGACAUCAGUCAUAAUAAAAUCAUAGACUUUCCUUGGGACGACCUGCAAAACCUCACCGCAUUGCAUCUGUUAAAGAUGAACAACAAUGAGAUGGUGAACCUGCCGAGGGAUGCCUUCGCCAACCUGAAAGAUCUGAGGUCCCUGCGAAUCAACAAUAACAGAUUUACGACCAUCGCCAAAGGCACAUUUGAUGGUUUGAUGUCUUUGUCGCAUCUGCAGAUUUACAACAAUCCUUUUGCGUGCACCUGCGCCCUCGACUGGCUCCGAGACUGGAUAUCAACGACCACCAUCUCAGUCCCAGAGAGGAGUCUGAUCACCUGUGAAUAUCCUGAGAGACUCAAAGGGGAAAUGAUUGAGAACCUGCCUGAUUCUGAGUGUCUGAGUCCGAACGUCACAAUCAGAACGGAACCAAACAUUCAGGACACGUAUUUGUAUGAGGGCAGUGAAUUGGUCUUGACUUGUGAAUUUAAUGGAAACCCUAAGCCUCUGGUCAUGUGGAACAUUCACAGCAAAAGACAGAAACAAGAGUUGGCUUUGGGCUUCACCGAUGAUGAGCCUGGGGAAUCAAACAAGAACUCUUCAACAUCCCAUAACUCUGUAAAAGUCUUCAAUAAUGGGACUCUUAUUCUUUUGAACCUCAGGAAGGAAGAUAGUGGCAGAUACAGCUGCUCUGCCACCAAUGAGUUAGGUCGAGCUGAGGACUUGGUAUCAGUGGACGUGCUGGCCUCACCAGAACCAACAACUCAUAGCAUAAUGACCACUACACCACCUUACAUGCAAGCAAAUCCAUCAAAACACCACACAACGGACAGAUUAUCCUUUAUAGAUUUAGUGCGUCUCAUUGAUCUAAAGAGAAAAGACACCACCACAGACAAAAUCCCCACUAACCCUGCAACUGCAGCCAUCAGUUACGACUCUGAGGCGGUGACUGGGUCUCCAUCGUCCUACAGUCAGUGUGGGGUGACAGCUAAAACCCGAUACAUUUCCAGCCAUGUCUUCAAUGGGAGUCUGGACGACAUCAAGCAGUACACAUUCGACUUUGGCGUCAUCGCAUUGAGUGUGUCAGAAACAGAAGCGACAGUGCGACUCAACCCCCUCCUCAUGCCCAGAGACAGGAGCAGCAACCAGUAUGAUGAUGAUGUUGAUGAUGGUGAAAGUGAUAUACCUUCAUCAGAGAGCAAAGAGCAAGGCGAUGACUUGGAUUUCUCAAAGAAGGUGCAUUCAAACGGACUGUAUCUGUGCGUCACUGCUGACCGCAAACACUCGGCCGUGCAGUGGUCGAGGAUUAAAGAGGGCGUCAACACGUACACGUUCAGCGGUUUACGACCUGGCACCAACUACUCGCUGUGCCUGAACUACAGAGGCGAGGACUGCGAGGUCCAGGUGCUGUUCAUCACCAAAAGGAGGGUACCCAACCUCCUCAUCAUCGUCUCGGUCAGCAUCUGCCUCCUCACCGUGUCCACGGUGCCGCUGCUCGGCGCUACAUGCUUCCACCUGGUGUACAAAUACCGCAGCAAAACCUACAAGCUCAUCCUGAAGGCCAAAGACCAGUACCACAUGGAGAGGACUCUGGCCGCGAACUUCAACGUCCACGCGCCUCACACCGAGUCCCAGAGGAAGAUCAACGGCAGCCAGCUGGACGAGGAGGACGAGGGCGAGGAAGAGGGGGAGUCGGAGAGUGUGGACGGGGAGAAAGAGGCUGAUACAGAAGAGAGCCUGGUGACUGAGUCGUUUUCCUUGUCUCAGUGCAGAGGGAACGUGGACGACUGCGAGAUGGGAUCCGAGUACAGUGACCGGUUGCCUCUGGGAGCCGAAGCCAUCAAUAUCACAAGCAACUUCAAAUAUCCAAAUCAGUAGCU
This is a messenger RNA of Salarias fasciatus (jewelled blenny), 2186 nucleotides long. RefSeq names its product immunoglobulin superfamily containing leucine-rich repeat protein 2-like. Gene Ontology annotation, molecular function: protein binding. The coding region runs from base 7 to 2184 and encodes 725 amino acids. Lineage: Eukaryota; Metazoa; Chordata; Actinopteri; Blenniiformes; Blenniidae. The record is from RefSeq and is a predicted model, not a curated record. The transcript has a single exon.